GCUCCUCUCCCUGGGAGGGGAGCGAGUUGGCAGAUGUGCGUGAGGAGGUCCCUGGUCGGCCUCACCUUUUGUACCUGCUACCUGGCUUCUUACCUCACGAACAAGUAUGUCCUAUCUGUCUUGAAAUUUACCUACCCUACAUUAUUCCAAGGGUGGCAGACAUUCAUUGGUGGACUUCUGCUUCAUGUGUCAUGGAAACUGGGCUGGGUGGAGAUCAACAGGAGUUUUAGAUCUGAUGUUUUCACAUGGCUUCCUGCUUCGGUGCUGUUUGUGGGUAUAAUCUAUGCUGGGUCCAGAGCCUUGUCCAGAUUGGCUGUUCCUGUGUUUCUCACUUUGCAUAAUGUAGCUGAAGUUAUCAUCUGUGGGUACCAGAGGUGUUUUCGGAAAGAGAAAACAUCUCCUGCAAAGAUCUGUAGUGCCCUCUUCCUCCUGGCCGCUGGAGGGUGCCUUCCGUUCAACGACUCCCAGUUUGAUCCAGAUGGAUAUUUUUGGGCUGUAAUUCACUUAUUCUGUGUGGGAGCUUACAGAAUACUGCAGAAGUCCCAGAAGCACAGCACGUUAAGUGACAUUGACCAGCAGUACUUAAACUAUAUAUCCAGUGUGGUGCUCCUGGCAUUUGCAUCUCAUCCCACAGGUGAUCUCUUCAGCGUCCUGGACUUCCCAUUCCUGUAUUUCUACAGAUUCCAUGGCAGCUGCUGUGCCAGUGGAUUUUUGGGAUUCUUUCUCAUGUUGAGUACAGUGAAGCUAAAAAUCCUUCUGGCCCCAGGGCAGUGUGCAGCCUGGAUUUUCUUUGCUAAGGUAAUCACAGCUGGUUUAUCAAUAUUGCUGUUUGAUGUUAUCCUGACCAGUGCAACCGUGGGGUGCCUCCUGCUUGGUGGCUUUGGAGAGGCCUUGCUGAUUUUCUCAGAGCAAAAUGGCUCUUAAAGAAGACAGUCAAGAAGAGGAGACUCACAGAUUGCCAUCUGGAGGAUACAGCCCUGGGCUUGGAGCUCCCUGCUGAGUGUGUCAGAAAGAGGAACAGAGUGCAGUGAUACCAGGUGGGCAGCGCCAAAAACCUAGUCCUGCCCUGACCAAGUUGAAUGUGGUGGUGGUUGAUGAUGCAAAGGUCCCACUGCAUCUCAUUGUUUCAGGAAGAACUUUCUGGGGUCUCCAGGCUGCUACAGAAGAAUGGUUCAUGUUAUGUCUUACCAUUUUGAGACUCUCUCUUGACCGCACUACACCCAGUUCUGCAGAAACAGAAAAUACAAGAUUUCCCCAGGAUGGCCCUGCCCCCCUUGAUUGGCCUGCAGGCCUCUGUGCACUAAACUAACAAGCUUUCAGUAUGAGGCCA
Cynocephalus volans (Philippine flying lemur) is the source of this 1330-nucleotide messenger RNA. It is a transcript of the gene SLC35D4, whose product is annotated as transmembrane protein 241. NCBI's taxonomy places the organism in Eukaryota, Metazoa, Chordata, Mammalia, Dermoptera, Cynocephalidae. The coding region runs from base 34 to 924 and encodes 296 amino acids. The transcript is spliced from 15 exons. The record is from RefSeq and is a predicted model, not a curated record. Gene Ontology annotation, molecular function: antiporter activity; GDP-fucose transmembrane transporter activity. Gene Ontology annotation, cellular component: Golgi apparatus.